Messenger RNA from Daphnia magna, 953 nucleotides. It is a transcript of the gene Vti1b, whose product is annotated as vesicle transport through interaction with t-SNAREs homolog 1B. Bases 149 to 832 code for a protein of 227 amino acids. Gene Ontology annotation, biological process: regulation of protein localization to plasma membrane; intra-Golgi vesicle-mediated transport; retrograde transport, endosome to Golgi. Lineage: Eukaryota; Metazoa; Arthropoda; Branchiopoda; Diplostraca; Daphniidae. Gene Ontology annotation, cellular component: Golgi apparatus; endoplasmic reticulum membrane; ER to Golgi transport vesicle membrane. Gene Ontology annotation, molecular function: SNARE binding; SNAP receptor activity. The record is from RefSeq and is a predicted model, not a curated record. The transcript has 3 exons.
AUUGAAUAGUUUUCUUUGGGGCGAUUCAGAACAUGCUACGUCUUGCCACAAGGGGCGCUAAUGUAUGUUUUUUUGAUAUCUUGCCGUCUUCGUCUUACAUUUGGGAGUUUGAGACUUCAUAACAUUCUGAGUGAUUCAUUGGCACGAGAUGAGUUCAGAAAAAUUUGAGACGUUGGACGAAGACGUACAAGGUUUAUUUGAAGUUCUACAGAGAAAAUGUACAGGUCGCCUAGAACAAUGUUUUGGAGAAGAAAAGAAGCAAAUUAUCGCCGACGUUGAACGAGGUAUAGAUGAGGCACGUCAAGCAAUAUUUGAAAUGGAAGCUGAAGCCAGGGCAGCUCCAGGGUCUUUUAGAAUGGAAAUGAUGGGCAGGGUUCGGAAACACCAAGACACUGCUUCCAAACUUGCAUUGUUGAUCAAAUCUUCCAAACAAGCAGAAAUGUCUCUGGCAUCAUCAAGAGGGGCAAUGUUUGAAAAUCAUUCUGUUGGUUAUAACCAGAAUAGGGGUAUUGAUAAUGCCCUUCAAGCAACUGUUCGCCAGGGUACUGCAGUUUUGGAAAGAACAUCACAGAGCCUCCACAGAACUACACAAGUUGCUUUGGAAAGUGAAGAAAUUGGCACAGGUGUUAUUCAAGAAUUGAGUCAACAGAGAGAAGUCCUUGUUCGCACCAGAGAUAGGUUGACUGUCACAGAUGCAGAGUUGGGAAGAAGUAGAAGGAUUCUUAGAUCAAUGUCCCGUGUUGCUUUGACUAAUAAGCUAGUUUUAAUUGGCAUUAUUCUGUUAGAAAUAUGCAUUCUGGCAGGUUUAGUCUACUACAAAUUUUUUUCCUAAAUUUAAUUGUGAAGUUAUUGUCCUCUGUUUGCCUCAUCAAUUGUUAUAUAUAAAGUUCAUGCCCUUAAGUCUGUAUAAAAACGGAGAAGAAAAAUAUAAUCAUGCGCGGUCGGACAAAUCA